Apis cerana (Asiatic honeybee) is the source of this 1966-nucleotide messenger RNA. RefSeq names its product zinc finger and BTB domain-containing protein 34. Gene Ontology annotation, biological process: regulation of transcription by RNA polymerase II. Gene Ontology annotation, cellular component: nucleus. NCBI's taxonomy places the organism in Eukaryota, Metazoa, Arthropoda, Insecta, Hymenoptera, Apidae. The record is from RefSeq and is a predicted model, not a curated record. Gene Ontology annotation, molecular function: protein binding.
AGUACGGCAGCCAUAUUGACUAUGUACUCCCAACCCAAUACCCAAGGAUGUUUGUGCGUGCCUGGCACCACUGCUGUUACAUCGCGGUCGUUGUCGUCGUCGUCGUCAACGUCGUCGUUUUCGUUGUUAUUUCUAUUAUCGUCGUCAACGUUAUUCCUAUCGUUGAAUAAUUUCGUUGACGUGCAAAGAUAUCUAUCGAACGAUUCACAACAUAGAAACAACAUUCUAACAAAAUCGAAAAUUUCUAUCUGCGAGAUGUCAAAUCAAAUAUGUCUAAAAUGGAACAGUUUUCUAAACAAUAUCGCCACGAGUUUCGAAAGUCUUUGGGAGGAAGAAGGUUUAGUAGAUGUGACAUUGGCAAGUGAUGGACAGUGUCUUACAGCUCAUAAAGUGAUUCUCUCAGCAAGUAGUCCUUUUUUCAAAAAAGUUUUUCAGACAAAUCCCUGUCAACAUCCAGUUAUAAUACUUCAAGAUGUACACUUCAGUGAACUAGAAGCUUUGCUUAUAUUUAUAUACAAAGGAGAAGUAAAUAUUGAACAAAAAAAUUUGCCAGCACUUUUAAAAGCUGCAGAAACAUUACAAAUCCGUGGUCUUUCGGGAGGAGAUAUAUUUGCUAAAGAAUCUUAUAAAAGAUUAGUAGAAUUGGAACAGGCAGUAGAAGAAGGAACAGGUAGUAAAGAAGAAAAUCCAAAGAAAAAACAAAAAUUGAACAAACAUCAAAAUUCUAUAUUAGAAACAGCACUGACACCUAAAGUAUCUCAAGUAGAAAGCACAGAUGAGUCUACAACUAGUGAACAAGGUGGUAAAGAAGGAGAUUAUUUAUUACAAAAAAAUAUACAAAAUCCAAUCUAUCAACGUUUAGAAAUGAAGAUAGAACCAUUAGAAACUGUGUUAGAAGAUUCUCAAAAACAAUCUUCAACGGACAAAGAUCCAGCAGAAAGAUUAGAUACUGGACAACUUGAAGGAAAUCAAGGAUCAUCGAGGCCGAAUGUAACCGUAAUCGCCGAUGCACGAGAGGCCUCGACCCCUUCGCCCGAGCCGGAAACACAUGCGAGAUUUCCAAUUGGCCUUGAUCGAACACCACCUUGGAAUACAUAUCGACACAACGACGAGCUUUACUCGCCGAAUCAUUCGAAUUCGGAAUCGAUGCCCGAUCAACAGGAAUCCAUGAACAUACUCGUGGAACGGAAUGCGAGAGUUCUGCGUUCUGUCUUUCCCACUUGUCCGGGGGCAGCUAACAAUUCGGAAUUCUCGGAGGAGACGGUGAAGGGUGCCACGGCGUAUCCACCAUUUCCGUGUCCGUUUUGCGACAGGGCGUACACAAGUUGGGGUUUUCGACGAAGGCACAUCAAAGCCGUCCACACGAUUUCACCAUCUCUAAACUGUAAAUGGUGCUUACAGGUUCUUCCUACGCAUGCGGCUUGGAGAAGUCACGUAAUAUUAGCGCACAAUCUGUCCGCAAGCGACGCGCAUAAUGGUCUCCUGAUUUUGGAGGAGGCUCACAUGGUUUUACAAAUUGCACGCCCUACCAGGUUGGACACUUUAGUUAAUAUAAUUAAACAGAAUUCUCAACAGAACAACAAUCAAGAUAAUUCACAAUCGGAGAAAAAUUGAAUUGUUGUCGUUGUUGAUUAUGAUACAGCGGGUUCGUAAUCGAAAUUUUGUUGUCGAUGGAGACAAGGAAAAUUAGGAAAAAUUUAUAUGUUCUUUCUCAAUUAGAAUUUAUUCUCAUUUUCAGAGAAUCGAUGAACGAAUAAAAUAUUUUUAUACGAAUAAUCGUCUUGAUCGGCGAUAAUUGUUUUUUCUUUUAUAAUAUUAUUUUUUAUAUAUGUAUAUUCUGAUUGUAUAUAUCGCUUUUAUAUAGUCAGUUAUUUGAUGGCCAGUAUCACGCUUCUUAGCGUAAUGUAUUUUUAUUGCUGUAUCCAUUUGGAUUUUUGUAAAAAGAAAUAAAUAGAUGUUUAACAUA